This is a messenger RNA of Zea mays, 3179 nucleotides long. Its product is annotated as protein FAR1-RELATED SEQUENCE 5-like. Lineage: Eukaryota; Viridiplantae; Streptophyta; Magnoliopsida; Poales; Poaceae. Bases 410 to 2938 code for a protein of 842 amino acids. The transcript is spliced from 4 exons. Gene Ontology annotation, molecular function: zinc ion binding. The record is from RefSeq and is a predicted model, not a curated record.
UCACAUGCUCAUGUGGAAAAAAAUUGCACGCGGCCGUGCCGCACGAGGCCGCCGGUGCGGCCCGGCACCGAUUAACGACGCGUGGAUAUUCAACGGCAUCUGUAUCUCAUGGAUAAAGCCUCGGACGUAUACGCAGCUCGGCUAAGCCUCGGACGUAUACGCGGCUUGGCUUACAGAACGGCUCGCUUUACCAUCGUUGCUUCCAUACGCUUCCAUACAGAUACGUAUCUUGGCUUCCAAAAAACAUGUCCUGCUAAUCAUAUUGAAGCCGCCGCCGCCGCCGCCGCCACGCGUGACUGGUGGCCGCCGUCUUCCUCAUUUGCCAAGUGACGGUUGCGCCAUUACAUAUCGUAGCUUCCAAAGAACAAGUCCUGCAACGAUCAUAUUGAAGCCGCUGCCGCUGCCACGCAUGACCGGUGGCUGCUGUCUUCCUCGAUUGCCAAGUGACGGUUGUGCCAUGGAUAUUUCCUCAUCCUCAGGUCUAGCAGCCAACAUAGAGGCCGAUCAACUCAUCUGUCCACUUGAUGGAGAUCGUGAAGUCGUCGGGUACGAGAACGACGAGAUAAAUGUAGUUGCCGUGGAACAUGGAGAUGAAGACGCACAAGGAACUCAGGUCGCUAAUAAAAUUCAACAAACUUCAUUUGUUCCAGAAGUUGGAAUGGCUUUUGAAUCAGAGAAUAGUGCUUAUGAGAUGUAUAACAGUUAUGCUGGUAAGAUUGGAUUUAGUAUUAGAAAAGGUACAACAAAACACCGGCCAGAUGGUAGUUUAUAUAUGAAACAUUUAGUUUGCAGUAAUGAAGGAUUUGGGAAAAGUGAGUCAUCGAAGGGCAUAACAAGGACAGGUUGUGGUGCUCGUGUUCAAUUCAGUGUUAGUAAAGAAGGGAUUUGGAUAGUGCAAAAGAUUAUAGUAGAUCAUAAUCAUUAUCUUGCUAGUCCAAAUAAGAAGAAAAAUUUAAGAUCCCAACGACGUGUCACAGAAGCAGACAGAAAGCUAAUUGGACAGAUACGAGAAGCUGGGAUGAGACCUGCCCAGGUGUAUGAGUUCAUGAAAGAAUUUUAUGGAGGAGCUGACAAAGUGCCAUACUCGAGGAUGGACUGCAACAAUGAGAUUGGUCGUGAGCGCAAGAAAUACUUAGAAUCUAAUGAUGCACAAACACUAUGCAACUACUUGAAGAAUAAGCAACGUGAGGAUCCUACAUUUUUCUAUGCAAUUGAUAUAGAUCAGGAAGAUGGACCCAAUAAAGGUCGUAUAGCUAAUUUCUUUUGGGCAGAUGGUCAGUCUAUCGUGGAUUAUAGAUGCUUUGGUGAUGCUGUGUCAUUUGACACCACCUUUCAAGCUAAUAAGUUUGAAAUGCCUUUUGCUCCAAUCCUUGGUACAAAUCAUCACAAGCAAACCAUAAUUUUUGGAGCUGCACUUUUAUUUGAUGAAACAAUUCCAUCAUUUGUUUGGCUCUUUGAAACUUUUUUAACAGCAAUGUCAGGCAAGCAUCCGAGCACAAUUUUCACUGAUCAAGACGCGGCCAUGGCAGGUGCAAUUUCUUAUGUAUUCCCAAACACAAGCCAUCGUCUUUGUAUAUGGCAUAUUUAUCUUAAUGCUGCUAAACAUCUCGGACAUAUAAUUCAAAAGCAUAAGGAGUUCCUACCUGCUUUUAAGAGUUGUGUCUAUGAAGACAGAUCAGAGUUUUGCUUCAAUAAGAAGUGGAUGGAGUUGUUGCAGGAGUAUCACCUUGAGGAAAAUGAAUGGGUCUCAAACUUAUAUAAUUUGAGGAAAAAAUGGGCUAUUGUAUACCGUGACUCUUUUACAGCUGACAUGACCUCUACCCAAAGGAGCGAAGGAAUGAAUAAUGUCUUUAAGAGAAGAUUUCGAAGAAAGCUUGGUCUUUCGGAGCUCCUUGUUGAAUGUGAGAAAGUAAGUGCUAGUCUUCGCGAAAAUGAGGUGAAUGCAGAUUUUCAUUCACGUAGAAAAAUCCUAGUUGCUUACAACCCAAAGUUACCUAUGUUGAAGACUGCAGCUGAAUCAUAUACAAGGAGGAUGUAUUUGGAGUUUGAGACAGAAUUUAAAGAUCAAUUUUUAUUAAUUGGUCGGUUGUUAAGAACUGAGGGAUCAAUCUUAACAUAUAUGGUUAUGAAUGUACAAUCCGAUCAUGUUCUUGGAGCAACAGUUGUAUUCAACAUUGAAGAUUUGGCUGUCACAUGUUCUUGCAGAAAAUAUGAAUCCAUAGGUAUAUUAUGCAAGCAUGCCCUGAAAGUCUUCAACAUAAAUGAUGUUUUUGUUUUGCCAUCACAAUAUAUACUGAAUAGAUGGACAAAAUAUGCAAAACGUGAAAUUUCUGUUAAUAAACAAGGAACAGAGAAUGAAAAUUUGACAACCCAAGCAGCACGUAUCUCACGGAAGGCGACAUCUAUUGCAUUGAAGUGUUCACUAUCAAAAGAGCUUCUUGAUGAUUUGGAGAAAGCCAUAGAUAAGCUGGACCUGGACGCAGAUAAUUCUAUAUGCAAGGUGCAAGAAAAAGCUAAUGAGGUUCCUACAGUUUUUACUGAGUGCUGUACAGAUACAAUAACAGGUAAAAUAUCAUUUAGAGCUCCCCCUGUGGUAAAAGGCCCAAAAAAUAAACGAUCAACCACAUCGCUUGAAAAGAGAAAAGGGAAGAAAAAAAGUGGUAACAAGAAAGGAGAUGCUCAAAAUAGUACAACUGAAAACAGCCAUGAAGCCUCUGAUAUGUUUGUUCAUCCUUCAACUGUGGCAAUUCCAACGAUCCAGGGUGGUUAUGUUAAUGCCACAAUGCCACACUUUAAUAUGUAUUUGAGUUCUUCAGAAAUGGAUGCUCAGGGUGUACAAGGAGGAUACACAAGUCUUUUACUUGGAGUUGAUCAAGGUGCUGCUUCAGUAGUUAAGAAGUUGCAGUUUGAUGGAUUGCCAAAUAACGAGAAUAUCUGACAAUCUAGAUUUCAGACCGAAAAGACUACCAACUGGAAGAGAAGGAAAAGAGCAUCGGCAGAUGCUAGCUCAUGCGAGUGUGCACAGGGACACUUGAGUACAAUCAGUAGUAGCAUACUUGGAAAAUUUAAGUUCACGUGUAGAAAAUUCUACUAGUAACUUUGUAAUAAUGGAGUACGAGCUGGCCGGUUCAUUCAAAGCUGACAAUCCCAGUUCAAUGUCAUUAAAUAUUGCAAUUGCA